UCUGCUGCCUAAUUAGCAAGCAGCUUGUCAGCUUGAGCUUCAGCUAAGCUAAGCUAAGCUUUGCCUCCAUGCAGCCGAGCAGCCGCGACACGGUCGCCGGCGGCGGCGGCGAGGGGACGCAGGAUGACUUCUUCGACCAGAUGCUCUCCACGCUGCCGUCGGCGUGGGCCGACCUGGGGGGCGGCGGCGGCGGCGCGGCGGGGAAGUCGCCGUGGGAGGUCGAUCCGGCAGCGGCGGCGGCGGCGUCGCAGGUGUUCGACGAGUCGGCGCUGCUCGCGUCCCGCCUCCGGCAUCACCAGAUCGGUGGGGCUGGCGGCGGCGGGGGAGAGAAGCCGGUGAUGCUGCAGCUGAGCGAGCUGCACCGGCAGGCCGGCGGCGGCGAGGAGGACGGGAGCGGCGCGUUCUCGCCGCUGCCGCUGUUCACGGACCGGACGAACGUGCCGCCGCGGGAGGAGAUGGAGGGCGGCUUCAAGUCGCCCAAUGCCGCCGCCGGAGGCGAGCACGCGCUGUUCAACGGGUUCGGCGUGCACGGCGGCAGCGGCGGCGCCGGGCAGCCGCCGUUCGGCCAGGGAGGAUCAAUGUCGGGGCAGAGCUUCGGAGGGCCGGCGGCGAGCGGAGGCACGGCGCCGGUCACCUCCUCCGGUGGCGGUGGCACGGCGCCGCCGCGGCAGCAGCGGGUGCGCGCGAGGAGAGGGCAAGCCACCGACCCACACAGCAUCGCCGAACGUCUUCGGAGGGAGAGGAUAGCGGAGCGGAUGAAAUCGCUGCAGGAGCUAGUCCCAAACGCCAACAAGACGGACAAGGCGUCGAUGCUGGACGAGAUCAUCGACUACGUCAAGUUCCUGCAGCUCCAAGUCAAGGUUCUCAGCAUGAGCCGGCUCGGCGGCGCCGCCGGCAUGGCGCCGCUGGUGGCGAGCAUGUCGUCGGAGGGGAACAGCAACGGGAGCAGCAAUGGCGGCGGUGGCAAGGCGAGCAAGGGCGGCACCGGCGGCGAGGGCGGCGGCGGCGGCGGAGGAGGAGGAGGAGGUGGCACCGGUGGUGGGAUGCGGGUGACGGAGCAGCAGGUGGCGAAGAUGAUGGAGGAGGACAUGGGCACGGCGAUGCAGUACCUGCAGGGGAAGGGGCUCUGUCUGAUGCCGAUCUCCCUCGCCUCCGCCAUCUCGUCGGCGACCUCAUCGGCGUCGCUCCUCUCCCGCCCGUCCAUCCGCCACGCCGGCGCGCCGCCGCAGACGAUGCUCGAUGCCGCCGGCCCGACCUCGCCGGCGGCGAUGUCUAACGGCGAUGACCCACGGCACGCAAAGGCGGACGGCGGCGCCGGCGGGACGCAAUGAUCGAAGCUGUCCGGCCGUGGCGACCAAGAUUACUGUAUCAUCGUUGUAUACUCCUUUUUCUUUCUGUUUUUUUUCCCUUCUCUUAAUCAUUUGUUAAAGAGAAGACGAAAUGACGCUGAAUUCUAUAUACCACUUUAAGUUAUUUAUCAUA
Molecule: messenger RNA, 1482 nt
Organism: Oryza sativa Japonica Group (Japanese rice)
Lineage: Eukaryota; Viridiplantae; Streptophyta; Magnoliopsida; Poales; Poaceae
Product: transcription factor LRL3
Biological process (GO): regulation of transcription by RNA polymerase II
Cellular component (GO): nucleus
Molecular function (GO): protein dimerization activity; RNA polymerase II cis-regulatory region sequence-specific DNA binding; DNA-binding transcription factor activity, RNA polymerase II-specific
Source: RefSeq, a predicted model, not a curated record